Drosophila nasuta is the source of this 2280-nucleotide messenger RNA. Its product is annotated as protein THEM6. The coding region runs from base 904 to 1665 and encodes 253 amino acids. The transcript has 3 exons. NCBI's taxonomy places the organism in Eukaryota, Metazoa, Arthropoda, Insecta, Diptera, Drosophilidae. The record is from RefSeq and is a predicted model, not a curated record.
UGUUGGUACCCCGUUCGCCUGCUGUUGUUGUUGUUGUUGUUCGUUUGUUCGUUCAUUCGGUCGCUCGCUCGCGAGAAUUGCGAAUUAAGAAACAUUUGUUAACUGUGGUUAAACGCCGCCAAGCCAAGCCAAGCCAAGCGUUCUGCUAGUCAACCAUUCUUUUCGAUUUUUGUUGUUGCUGUUGUUGAUGAUGUUGUGAUGUGCUUUUUGUUGAUGGUGUUGUUGCUGCUCUUGCCGUCGUUAUAAACAGUGUGUUUUUUUUGUUGCUAUUCCUUGUGUGCUGUCCUUUCGCCUGGACUUUCGCUCACACACAGCUCUGUGCUUUGUGUAUGUGAGUGUGAGUGUGCGAGUGUGUGUGUGUGUGUGUGUGUGCGUAUCACCUGAUGCGGCGUCGCGGUCAAAACGUCAAGAAACAUGACCUAAUUCCAACAAAGAAAAAAGCAGCGUCAGCAUUAGAGUCUUAACUUUAGCCAGGACAUCAACCCACCAAGAAGAAGAAGCAGCAGUAGCAGCAGCAGCACUAGAAGAAGAAGCAGUAGUAGUAGUAGAAGAAGAAGAAGAAUCAGAAGCACUAGAGGAAGCAGCAACAGCACAACAACAUUUGUAGAAACCCCGCAAACCAACAAAAAAACAACAACAAAAAAAAAAAAGAAAACAACAACAACACACACACAGCGCUUGAGAGGUUUCCCGCUGUCCAACAUUAACAGUAAAGUCACCCAGGAAGCAACACAGGAACAGUUACAGGAAACAACACAGGAACAGUCACAGUCACAAUCGCAGUCACAAUCGCAGUCACAGUGACAGCAACGGGAAUAGGAAUAGCAAUAGGAAUAGGAAUAGGAAUAGGAAUACCAACCACUAAGAGGAGCAGUCACCAGUCACUGUCACACAGCCUCCUCGAUGGAACAGCUGUGCUAUGUGGCGCUCAGCUGCCUGCUGGCCAUCGUCCUGCUCUAUGGUCUGCUGGAGCUGCACUAUUUCCUGCGCAUGUGCCUCUGUGUGCUGCUGGCGCGAUUCGUCAAGCGUCGCUGCCACAUUCUGGAGUCCACCACAGUCAAUGGUGUCUGUUUGAGCACCGAUGUGGACACGCUGCUGUAUCACAUGAACAACGCACGCUAUUUUCGUGAAUUGGAUUUCGCCCGCGUCGAUUUCUAUGAGCGCACACAGUUGUAUCGCACCAUCAGGCGACUUGGUGGCUCUGUGUUUCAGGGAGCGGCCACCAUACGCUAUCGUCGCUUCAUUCGUCCCUUUCGCCGCUUCAAGAUCAUCUCCAGGAUUAUCUACUGGGAUGAACAGUCGCUGUUCAUGGAACAUCGCUUUGUGCGACCCUCGGACAAGUUCGUCCACUGCAUUGUCAUCUGUCGACAGCGGGUCAUCGAUGUGGCCAUGGAGGCCGUCAUGGCCGAACUGCUCCCGAAGACAGCAGCAACGCCACUGCAGGCGGCGGCAUCGAGGCACACGCUGAGCUCCACGGCGAGCCUUCAGCCAGUGGGGAUGGGAACGGCGACGGCGACGCCGGCGGCGACGUUGGAGGCAUCGCAGGCGGAGAAUGGACAUGUGACGACGAGCACGACGAAGCUGAAGCCACCGUUGCCCCCGGAGCUGGGCAAAUGGAUUGAGUACAAUGAGAUGUCCAGCAAGAAUCUGCGAAGCGGUUGCUGACCAACAAACUGAUCGAGACGAAAUGAAACAAACAUCGAACUAGGCUGAUGGAAAUUUGAAUUUCGGCAGUUGCAUUGCCUCCAUUUCCGUUUCCGUUUCCAUUUGUUAUGCUAUCUGUAUAUGUAUUUGUGUGUGUGUGUGUGUGUGUGUGUGUGUGUGUGAUAGUAUGUCAACAAUGUAUGUGUGUGUCUGUUUUUUUUUGUGUACUGUGCAAAUGUUGACGCAUGUUAUUACAUGAGUCGAGUGCUUUAACUUUUAGCUCGUAAGACGUCUGAAUUAUCAACUAUGGCCUAGUCCGAUAAGUGCACCCCUCUUCAUCCCCCCCGCCCCCUCUAUCUAUCGCCUAGCCUAGCCUAGCCCAAUCUAUUUGUAUGCCAUGUAAUAUCCAAUAACAAACACCAAUAAUGCAAAGCUACGACGUUCCCCCUUCGUUCCCUUCCCAUAACUUAAAUUACCAUCUAACCAUCUCUAUACUUACGACUAUCGAAUAUAAAUGUAAUACUAUGUAUAUUGAAUGUAUAUGUGUGUGUGCGUUUGUGUGUGUGUGUCUGCUAGUCUAGAGUAAAUACGAUUAUGAAUAUGAAUAUGUGCUUAGAUGAACUACCAACAACUUUA